Ichthyophthirius multifiliis is the source of this 1761-nucleotide messenger RNA. RefSeq lists its product as hypothetical. The record is from RefSeq and is a predicted model, not a curated record. Gene Ontology annotation, molecular function: protein binding. The transcript is spliced from 2 exons. Lineage: Eukaryota; Ciliophora; Oligohymenophorea; Hymenostomatida. Gene Ontology annotation, cellular component: cytoplasm. Gene Ontology annotation, biological process: organelle organization.
AUGAAUUUGUAAUUAGAAAAAUGCUAAUAAAUAAGCAUCUAUUAAGAUUCGUAAAAUUAAAAUAUUAAUUAUAUACUCAAAGUUCAAAAUUUAUUCCCUAUUGAAGUAAAUAUAAAUAAUAAUAGUCUCAAUUUAUGGUAGAAAAUAAGGCCAGAAUAUUUAAUUGGAUAUGAAAAAAUUUUAAACUCGGAUUGCUUUUUUAAUCAUUUUAAUUCUGAAAAUGAUGAGUUGGAACUAUCGGAAGCUUCUUAGAUAUUAAGAGAAAAUUAUUUAAUGGAGUUUUGUGAAAAAAUGGAAAAUUUGGAUUUCUUGCCAUUAGAUUCUUAUUAAAUAUCAAAUGUUUUACAUGAAAAUGGAGUUAAUGUUAGGUUUUUAGGUGAAAUAUACAAAUUGAGUAAGCUGAAAUUUAUUAAAGAGUUAUGUCAAGUAGAAAUUGUUUCAAGAAUUUGUAAAAAAAUACUAAGGAAUAAUAUUUAUGAUUGCAAAAGAAAUUUCUUUUAAGGAGAGAUGAAAAAUUUUUAAAUUAAUAUAAAAACAAAUAAAAUGUAAUAAUGGAAAAAAAGUUAAGAUAAUAAUUCAAAUUUUAAAAGUAUUAAUAAUGAAAGUUAAGAAGAUGACAAAAAAAAAAAAAUUUAAAAUUGUCAUAAUUAUUUAAUAGAAAAUUUACUUGAUUUUCUUAAUUUAUUAUUGGGUUCAGGUUAGGAAACUUAAUAUUUUUGGAAUUAAAUUAUAAAUAAAUAAGCUAUUGUAGAUUUCAAAUGUUAAAUUAAUUAAUAGGAUAUAAUUAAUGGAGGUUUAUUAAACGCUAUUAAAUAUCAUUGCAAUAUAGAUUUUGAUUUUGAUUUGAAUAUAGAUAUAUUCGAUUGUACUUAACCUUUAAAAAAAGAAAAUAUUAAAGGUUUUUUAUGUACAUAGAAAUCAUAUGAUUAAAGUGCCCUUUUAAUAAAUAGACUUGGUUCAAAAUAUAAAUAAUAGAUGUCUUAAAAUUAAAAUGAAUAAGCAUUUUAAUCUUUAAAUUAUAUUCUUCAUGUAUAAGAAUGGAAUAAUGAAAAUUUAUUUUAUUUCAUAAAACUUUUAUCUGAUUAAAGUGAAAUAUUAUUGAAUUUUUAUAAUUUUGAAUAGUCUAUUGAAAAAGCCCAUUUUAUUUUAAAUAUAGCACCUAAAUAUCAUAUAUGCUAAUUAAAAGCAUUAGGAAAUUUAAUAAAGGCAAAAUUAAUGAAAAAGGAAAAUUAAAAAUGUAUCGAAUACUUUGAUAAAGCAGUUUAAAUUAUUGAAUUUAAUUUAGGAUAAGCUCAUCCUAUGCAUAGUAUUUUAUAUAGUAUUUUAGGAUAUUUUUAUUUUUAAAAAAAAUAAUAUGAUGACGCUUUGUCUUUAUAUAAAAGUAGUCUUAUGAAUAGUAAAAAAUCUCUUGGAUAAUAUCAUUUAUAGACAGCUGAAAUUUAUAAAGAUAUAGGAUUAGUUUAUAUGAAAAUGGGCGAAUAAGAAAAUGCUUUUACAAACUUUAUUAAUGCAUCGUAAAUAUUUUAAAAAUAAAAUAAAUUGAAGUCUUUGUAAUAUGCUAAUUUAAUCACUUAAAUUGCUAAUUUGUGUAUUGUUUAAAGUAAUUAAAUUUGUAAAUAUCAAUAAUUAUUUAUAUAUAUAUUUUUCUUUUAACAAUUUAAGAUAAGUUAUAAGAAAGUUUGUACUAUUGUAACAUAAGUGUUAGUAUAUAUGAAUAUUAUUAAAAGACACAUUAAAAAGAUUUAAUAGACUCUUAAUUGA